Molecule: messenger RNA, 2711 nt
Organism: Saccostrea echinata
Lineage: Eukaryota; Metazoa; Mollusca; Bivalvia; Ostreida; Ostreidae
Product: hemicentin-1-like
Exons: 10
Coding region: 16-2517 (833 amino acids)
Molecular function (GO): calcium ion binding
Source: RefSeq, a predicted model, not a curated record
GCAGAACUAUCCAAUAUGUUGAAAUUGUUUGUACGUUUUCAAAUGAUAUGGUUAUUCAUUCCAUUUAUCAAAGGGGAGUGCAUUUCGAAAGGAGACAUUGUUUUUCUACUAGACGAAUCUGGCAGUAUUGGAUCGCUCAACUUUGAACGAAUCAAGACAUUCGUCAGCUCUGUUGUCGGUCACUUCAAAGUAGGAAGCAAUGCUAAUCAAUUCAGUGUAGUCAACUUUGCGUCGUCUUCUAGAGAGAUAUUUUCACUCAACAGAUAUCACACAGUAGCUGAUAUUCAAUCUGCUAUAGCUUCUAUUUCAUUCAAAAGCGGCGGAACAAGCAUAGGAAGUGCCCUUGAUUAUGCCCGAAUGUACUCCUUUAGUUCCUCCAGAGGAGCAAGAAGUGAUUCAGCAAAAGUUGCUGUUCUAAUCACCGACGGGCAAAGUUCUCUUUCCAACGAGCCCGACCAACUAAAAGGAAUCGGGGUCACGAUAUUUUGUGUCGGGGUAGGAACUGGAAUAAAUUCAGUUGUUCUGAGAUCGGUGGCCACUCACAACGACUACACGUAUCUUACUACAUUUGAUCUAUUGCCUUUGUUAACGAACGAAUUGUCCAACGAAACCUGUGGAGAUGACAUAAACGAUUGCUUAAGUGAGCCUUGUCUUAAUGGGGGGACAUGCGAAGAUCAGUUCGGGAAGUAUGUGUGUCACUGUCUGGCCGGAAAUACAGACCCUAGCUGCUAUGUCCCGGGUUUACCAAAUGUAACGUUGGGAUCCAGUCUAACAGUACAUGUUGGAGCUUCAGCCAUACUCAUUUGUAACGUCACAAGCACAUCAAAUGUAUCUUCUGUUACAUGGCACUACCAGAAAAAAGGCAUCACAGUCACAAUCAAUACUCGAAAUACAAACAAAUAUAGCGGCGGUACUGUAGGUAUGCCUUCUCUUACAGUAAAGAAUGUUCAGAUUGAAGAUAUAGGAAACUACAGAUGUUUGGCCCAGAACUCAGCAGGAAUAGGCCAAAGCGCAAAAAUGAUCUUUCUAGAUUUAAAGCGAGGUUUGCCUGUGAUCUACAUGCAAAGAAGAAGUUACCCUGUCAAUGCUAGCAAUAGUGUGUCCCUGUCUUGCAAUUUUUCCUCCAGUUACCCUCCUGUUGUUGAGGUUAAUUGGUACAAAGAUGAUGCACGAAUUAAUUCGGUGUCCAAUGGUAAAUACUCCGGCGGGACAAUUCCUUUUCCAAACCUCAACAUUUCAAAUAUCCAGGAAAAAGACCAGGGUUACUACCACUGUUCAGUGUAUAACCACUAUGGCACCAGAAAUAGCUCGGACAUAGCAGUGUACUUAUUUGGAGGUCCUCCAAUUAUCUCAGAAGGUACGACAUCAUUUGUUUCUUGGAAAUGGGUUAAAAUUACACUUGAUAUAAACGUUACCUCAAAGCUACCCAUAUUGGAAGUGUUAUGGGAAUAUGUGAUGAGCCCUUAUAGGUAUACUUAUGUGCCACUCAAUAUUACAUCGGUUUCGAGGUACUCUGGAGGAACAAUAUCCUCUACAUCUCUGACAAUAUACAACGUCACAAAGGCUGACAAUGGAUUCUAUAGAUGUUCCGUGACUAAUCGUGAUGGAACAACAACGAGCUCCUCCUUUCAUAUAAUUAUUAAAACCAGCCUUCCUGUGAUAUCAGUUGGAAAAACGUCACUUACAGUCAAAACAAGGUCUUACACUAUCCUUCACAUCAAUUAUACUUCCGGACCGGAAAUGAAGUCAAUCAGCUGGGAGAAAAGGAGUAUUGCCUAUCCCUAUACAUUUGUUGCAGUAAAUAUAACUGAAAAUGAUCGAUACGAAGGCGGUACUUUUGAUAGACCGAAUUUGGAGAUUGCUGAUGCAGUGCUAGAGGACAGUGGUUAUUAUCGAUGUAACUUUGUCAAUACCAAUGGAAAGUCAACAUCUCCUUUAUUUUACGUCAAUAUCGAAACACAGCUUGCUGUUAUAAAUGUAUCUUUCACAUCAUACACAGUAAGUCAAGGUGGCAAUGUUACCUUGUCUGUGACCCUGUCUGACACAGAGAUCAACUCGACAAUAGUUUGGGAGAAACAAGGUUUUAAGAACAAGUCGUUCGAGGUAAUCGACGUAUCGUCAAAUGAGAAAUACGAUGGAGGUUCUCUGACAUCUCCCUCUUUAUCUAUUUUCAACGUAAACAACGACGACUCCGGAUAUUAUCGAUGUAGGGUCACUAACAUUGAUGGAACUACUACAAGUACAUCAAUACAGAUCAGAGUAGGACAUAAACGUUUGUUUAAAGGAUCUAGUUGUGACCAGCGGACAUGUGGAGUCCUUAGGGAAUGUUUGUAUCAAAACAACCAACCCUUGUGUUCAUUAGUUACAUGGAAAGCAGCUUCUGCUGGUGUUGCUGGUGUUGUAGGGGCAAUUUCCGCUGUAGUUGUUGUUAUGGCUGUGAUAAAGUCUCUGUCAACUACCAAGUACCAAUUUAGCAAGUCUUCUUCCGAAUUCAAACUAAGAAAAUUCAAAGACUAAACAGAGCAAAACAAUACGAACAAGAAGGAAAUUCUACAGAACUAAAAGAACAGUGAGCCACGCAUACCCAAUUUGCAGUAUGCAGGGUCAUCGACCAGCACGUAGUGCACAAUGGCUUCUUUAUCAGAUGAAUUUAAUCUUUUUUUUUCAUAAAAUAUGAACAUCGGGGUAAUAAAUCAAACCCAAGAAAUAAU